This is a messenger RNA of Medicago truncatula (barrel medic), 1843 nucleotides long. RefSeq lists its product as uncharacterized. The record is from RefSeq and is a predicted model, not a curated record. The transcript has 10 exons. NCBI's taxonomy places the organism in Eukaryota, Viridiplantae, Streptophyta, Magnoliopsida, Fabales, Fabaceae. The coding region runs from base 65 to 1522 and encodes 485 amino acids.
UUAGAAAUCGCGCGCCACUUCUUCGUCUUUACACUGACACUCUCUUCUGAUCUCAAGCACAACGAUGGCGUGCACUCGCACUCCUCAAUCUUCUUCGUUUCUUCGCCUCAUUCUCCUCUGGGCUUCUGCAGUUCUGGUUCUCGCCAAUGAACAGCGCUCCUUGUUUAUUGUUGAAAAUACUACAUUGCCGUUAUCUCGUGGUUUGCCAGUGAGAAACUCUCCUGGGUCUAAGCCAGGUGUUACUUUGAUUGUUGAAAGAGUUCAUAUACAUGGACUGUCAAGGUUUAGAAACUUGGUAAAAUUUGCUCACUCUGUGAAAGUGAAGGUGUUUCCUGCUAAUUCAAAUGUUCGUGUGCCUAAUAUAGAGGUUUGCUUCCAUAGGAAUGCAUCUCUUGCUACGGGGAUGUGCCCACAAGGCCAGUGGGAGAAAGCUGUAAAGGGAUCCUGGGUUCGAACAAUGUCUCCUUUUGACCAUAAACUCUUAGACAUAAGGACUGCAGGCUCAACACUGGAGAAUUUUGAAGUGUCUGCUGAAGAAGAGUUUUUUGCAUAUCGCAUUGUAUUGUUAAUAUUGGGUAUUACUCUGAUGAGCUCGGCAGCCUUUUUAAGCCAAUCGUUAACAUUUUAUUAUAGCAGUGCAAUGGCCAUCGGAAUAAUUCUUGUGAUACUGAUCAUUCUUUAUCAGGGUAUGAAACUUCUUCCAACUGGUCGGAAGAGUUCCCUUGCUAUAUUUUUAUAUUCAUCUGCUAUUGGUUUGGGGACUUUUCUCCUCCGUUACAUUCCUGGUUUGGUUCGUUCAAUACUUACGGAGCUAGGAAUUGAUGAAGACAUGUAUAAUCCUUUGGCAAUAUUUUUGCUCACUUUUGUUGCAAUAGCCGGGGCCUGGUUAGGAUUCUGGGUGGUCAAAAAGCUUGUCCUGACUGAAGAGGGAUCUGUGGACAUGAGCACUGCUCAAUUUGUUGCAUGGGCUAUAAGGAUUCUGGCUGCUAUUAUGAUUCUUCAGAGUUCUAUGGAUCCUCUGCUGGGAACAUUGGCAUUAUUAUGUGGAUCACUCGUUCCCUCCUUGAAAAGGAUUCUUAGAUUGAGAUUCCUUCGUCGCUUGCGCAGGCGUUUAUUUAAAUCACCGGAGAAAAACAGGAGGAGAUCACAGGUUUAUAAUCCAUCACCUUUUGAUUAUGAAGAUGAUGAGUAUAUCGACAAUAUAGAGGACUCUACACCUAAUCGGCCACAAGUGAAAAGCUCCUCUAUGACCCCUUGCAAAUCUUCUGAAAGAGGCUUCAAUAGGUCGCUACCUAAAAUGCUGACAGAAGAGUUAUAUCCAUCCAUCAUACACACUACACCUGAAAGAAGAAAAUAUUCACCAGCAGAAUGGGACGCGUUUACAAAGGAGUCCACUGAAAAAGCCUUGGAAGAGCUUGUUCAAUCUCCUGAUUUCGGUAAAUGGCUGUCCACCAAUGCAGAUAGGAUUAGUGUAACGCCGAACUCCGAAACAAAUCGUGCGCGCAGGUGGUUGUGGUCUUAAGCCACAUGGUGUUUUUCUAUGAAAUGAUGAUAGCUUCAUUGAAGUAGCUUAGAGAAACAAAGAGGGUUUCGUGCCUGUCUAACACAGAAAGUAAAACUAGAAGAGUAAUGUUGUAGAUCAGAUAAGCUUUAGUGGUGUAAUUUUUUCGCAACCUGUAGCGUUUUUUGCAGUUUAGAAUAUGUAUAUUCGUUCUCUAUGCUAGUAGUUUACUAUUUAUUUUACUGGGCGUGUUUCAAAAAUUGUUUUUAGCUUGUAAUGGACCAUCUAACACGUUGUAUUGCCUGUUAUUUGAUCAUCGAAACUAAUCUGACUUGGUGUAUA